AUGGAUGCAAACACGUUCUUUGGCAGUAAUUCUUUCCAGGAUUACAUUCCUAUACCUAUGGGAGACAAUGAUAUGAUAGGUUACUCCAAAACCUUAUACAAUCAAGAGAAUGCUACGUUCUCUGGAAAUACUAAUAAAGUGAUCGAUGGUUGCGAAAGCGGAGUGGAAUUGUCUGCAGUGUCAAAACCGACCUUGGAAAGUCCUAUACAGAACAUUUCCGUUUCCAGUAUAACUAUUCCUCAGGAACCGACAUUUGCUACACCCGCGCUUACUCCUGGAUUAUCAACACCAUUAGCCCCGAGCUACAGUAAUGAGUUCGUACAAGAGUUUUUACCGCCUCUCGAAUCACCAGCGGCAACACCUAACUAUAACGAAAUCUUACAAUUCCUAGAUUCAGCAAAUGAAAAUUAUUUCACACCCUUAACUUCGCCUGCUUUGCAGCCAAAUCAAGAAAACUAUAAUGUAGACACCUUUUCCUUCAAAUUUAGAGAACAAGAUAACUCUACAACUGCUAAUCAACUAACAUUAACCACCAAAAAAGAGCAACAGCAAAUGGCACAAGCAGCCAUUAGGCCAGCAAACAUCUACCACAGUCCUCUAGCCCUGUUGUCUAAUCAACGCUUAACGCCUGCUUCACCUUUAACAUUCGAAACAUUCGGUAAAUCUCAGGCACCUGUACCAGCAAACGUAAUAGCAGCAAGCGCUACCGUAAGUUUACCAACAAUACCUGCUACACCUGCAUCUUUAAUGAAUAUAAACAAUAACCGCGAACGGUCUCCAUUGUCCUCCGAUCAAGAAACAGCAGCAGCAGCAGCGUCUAAAAAUGCGCCUCAAGUGCACGCGGCGGGAUCUUCCUCGCAAACGGUAAAUGCUUCUAAAAAAAGACAGCUAGCAAUUUCAUCAUCCGUCAUCAGUAAAUCAUCUCCCCGCGCAUUGAGACCCAAUCUGCAUAACACUAACCCCAUUGGUAGUAGUGUGGCCCAUUCCGCCACAACCUCGUCUCUCAGUACCAUGGAUAAUCGUCGGUCUGCUCAUAAGGUCGCUGAACAGCGAAGAAGAGAUAUUAUGAAACAGAGUUUUGAUUCACUGAGAGAGGAAAUUGUCGAUGUUCUUGUUGCAGACACAGAGAAAUCACGAGUGGAAGUAGAGAGAGACGUCAAGUUCAUGAGCAAAAUUGUUCUAUUGAAGCACUCGUAUGAAUAUAUCGUCCGUUUGAAACGAGAAACAAGAUUUAAGGAUGAUAAAAUGAAAGAAAUGCAAGAAGAAAUAGAUCAACUCAAAGCACAAUUACAAAAGAUAAACAUAGCUACAACCGCUUCCUCUACAAAUAAUGAUGACAGUGAUAAUAAAAACGAUACGCUAUCAUCUUGA
Messenger RNA from Mycotypha africana, 1371 nucleotides. RefSeq lists its product as uncharacterized. The transcript has 2 exons. Bases 1 to 1371 code for a protein of 456 amino acids. Lineage: Eukaryota; Fungi; Mucoromycota; Mucoromycetes; Mucorales; Mycotyphaceae. Gene Ontology annotation, biological process: positive regulation of transcription by RNA polymerase II. Gene Ontology annotation, cellular component: RNA polymerase II transcription regulator complex. Gene Ontology annotation, molecular function: protein dimerization activity; DNA-binding transcription factor activity. The record is from RefSeq and is a predicted model, not a curated record.